UCGAUUCAGCUUCAUCCUGCACAGUCGAUCCUGUUGCAGGGACAACCAACAAGCUGAUGUUCCUGAAACGCACACAGUGAAAACGCUGACACUAUGGAUUUCAAUGUCAAGAAACUAGCGUCGGAUGCAGGCGUCUUCUUCACUCGUGCUGUCCAGUACACAGAGGAGAAGCUUGGCCAGGCAGAAAAGACUGAGUUAGAUGCGCAUCUGGAGAACCUGAUCGCUCGAGCAGACUGCACCAAAAACUGGACCGAAAAGAUCUUCAGACAGACCGAGGUGCUGCUUCAACCCAACCCAAUUGACCAAACUGGUGCCCGUAUUGAAGAGUUCUUCUAUGAGAAAUUAGACCGAAAGAUCCCAUCCAGAACCACCAAUGCAGAGCUGCUGGGACAGUAUAUGCAGGAUGCUGCAAAGGAAUUUGGACCAGGAACUCCAUAUGGCAGUACUUUGAUCACUGUUGGAGAGUUCCAGAAGAGGUUAGGUGGAGCAGAGCGGGAUUUCUUACAUACAUCAGCCAUCAAUUUCCUCACACCUCUGAGGAACUUUCUAGAGGGUGACUGGAAAACUAUUUCGAAAGAGAGAAGACUGCUUGAGAACCGGCGCCUUGACCUAGAUGUUUGCAAAGCUCGACUCAAGAAAGCAAAGUCAGCAGAGGCCAAGGCUGCUGCUGCGCCUGACUUUCAGGAGACUAGGCCACGCAAUUAUGUUCUGUCCGCCAGUGCAUCUGCGUGGGAUAGUGAAGUUGGUGAUUCAUAUCUGAGUGACAGAGAAAAGCUCUGGAGUGAGGAAGUUGAUAAAGCAGAGCAUGAGCUGCGCGUGGCUCAGACUGAGUUUGACAGGCAGGCAGAGGUGACACGCCUCCUGCUGGAGGGCAUCAGCAGCACACAUGUGAACCACUUGCGUUGUCUGCAUGAAUUUGUGGAGGCACAGGCUGCUUAUUACGUACAGUGUCACAAGCACAUGCAGGACCUUCAGAAAGAGCUGAGCAGUGCAAACGGAGAUACGUUUCCUAAUGCUUUUGCUGUGAAUGCCUCCACAUCAGGGGUGUCGACAGGCUCUUCUCCCCAUUCCAUUGCAACUCUACCUGGGCCUUCUUCACCUAGUCAUCCCCCAAACCCCUCCAAUGCCCUGGAGUCCAGCACCCUGAAGAUUGAGGAGGUGAAGCCUCCCGCCACUGGCACUCGCAAGGCCAAAGUGCUGUAUGACUAUGAUGCUGCAGAUUCAAGUGAACUUUCCCUUCUCUCUGAUGAGCUGAUUACGGUGUACACGGUGCCCGGAAUGGACCCGGACUGGCUUAUUGGAGAGCGAGGCAACCAGAAAGGCAAAGUGCCUGUCACAUACUUGGAGCUCCUAAGCUAGACGCCACAUCUUCUCCACAAAUGCAAAGUAACACUCAAUUAUGCAUGAACAAAUACUCAAGCACUCCUGAACACUGAAUUUACCUAGUUUCUUACUAUUUCGUUUUUUUUUUUAUACCUAGAUUUACAUUUAGGUCUGUCUUGUUCUGAUGUUAUUGUGCAGAAAUAUGUAUUAUUAUUUUUUAUGCCCUGGUUCUGUGUGUAUGUUGUUUCAUUUGGACACAAUCCUGAAUAAGGAAUUUCUUAAAAUAACUGAUUUGUGACCGCUAGAUUUCUAUAAAGUCCCUCAAAGUGAAGAAAACAAACUUAAAAGCUUUGUGUUUGAGCUGGAUGGAAAUUUGUGUGUGAUCAUGUUCUGAAGAUACUAAACAUCUAGAAUUUGCUUCUUUGCAUGUUGUCUCACUCAUCAAGCUUAUAUGUUGGUCUUGGCGUGGCAUAUCAGCGUGUUUGAUUCCGAAAGAGGCAUUUUUGUGUUUUGUAAAAGAUUGACAAGAUUGUAAAGGUAUUAGGUGUGGUUAUGAUAUACAGUAUGUACAUCAUAGUAUGUAAUAAGAUUGAAUUUAUUUACCCUCAUUAGUAGUUAUCCACAUUCACAUCUGCUCAGUCAGCACCUUCGUCUCUGUGUUCUGUGCUUGUUCCAAAAAGCAAUGCAUAUUGAAUGGAUACAAUUUGAAUAUCUAAUAAAGAGAGUUUUAAUGGGU
Messenger RNA from Pimephales promelas (fathead minnow), 2059 nucleotides. Lineage: Eukaryota; Metazoa; Chordata; Actinopteri; Cypriniformes; Leuciscidae. The record is from RefSeq and is a predicted model, not a curated record.